Messenger RNA from Arctia plantaginis, 237 nucleotides. Lineage: Eukaryota; Metazoa; Arthropoda; Insecta; Lepidoptera; Erebidae. The record is from the annotation of a GenBank genome assembly.
AUGACGGCUGCCAUGGUUCCUAGGAUGAGGCGAUCACAGCCUACUGAAGCGGGGCCAAGGAUCUGUGCACCUACCACACCUUGCGGCUGGUCCAUAUACAACCCCGACGUGAAAAGAGUAGAGAUGAACAUCACUAAUACGUAUUGUAUAUGCAAUAAAGACACAAUAUGUGACGUGUACGAAGACGACACCACGGUGAGCACAUACGUUUUGCGCUGCAUGAAGCCGCCGAGUUAG